CCCAGGGUAGGGCUGCGCACUGCAGAGAUUGUGCACUGUGUGUGUGUGAGUGUGUGUGUGUGGGUGAUGACUUCAUCUCAUCCCUUUUUCAUUUAAAUUCAUGUAACCAGCUGGGUGCUGGUCGGCUCAGGCAAAUCGGAGAGAGAAAUAGUGCCUGCCGCUGCAACAAGGAACUGCAGCAUGUACGUGUUUGGCGGGAUGUCGGCGAGAAUUCAUUACGAUCGCCUGCGGGCAGAGGGAGCGGGCACCAACGAGAAAGCGCUGCCCUUCCUCAAUCAGGACUACGAGGCACUGAAACAGGAAUGUUUGGAAAAUGGCAGCCUCUUCGAGGACCCAAACUUCCCGGCACAGCCGCACUCGCUGGGAUUCAAGGAACUAGCGCCUCACUCGUCUAAAACACGUGGAGUCGAGUGGAAGCGGCCCACCGAGCUGGUGGAUGAUCCUCAGUUUAUCGUUGGCGGAGCCACCAGGACCGAUAUCUGCCAAGGAGCUCUGGGUGAUUGCUGGCUGUUGGCUGCUAUCGCUUCUCUCACUCUGAACGAUAAGCUCUUACACAGGGUGGUUCCUCACGGCCAGAGCUUCACAGAUAACUACGCCGGUAUUUUCCACUUUCAGUUCUGGCAGUUCGGCGACUGGGUGGACAUCGUCAUCGACGACCGCCUGCCUGUAAAGGACGGAGAGCUUGUUUUUGUGCACUCGGAAGAAGGGACCGAGUUCUGGAGCGCCCUGCUGGAGAAAGCCUACGCUAAGCUGAACGGUUCGUACGAGGCUCUGUCUGGAGGCUCCACCACCGAGGGCUUCGAGGAUUUCACAGGCGGAGUGUCUGAGAUGUACGAGCUGAGGUCAGCGCCCAGAGAUCUGCCCCGCAUUAUCACAAAGGCCCUGGAACGAGGAUCGCUGCUCGGCUGCUCUAUAGACAUCACUAGUGCCUUUGACAUGGAAGCGGUGACCUUCAAGAAGCUGGUGAAAGGUCACGCUUACUCUGUGACAGGACUCAAAGAGGUGGAUUUCCGCGGUAACACUGAAAGGCUGAUCCGUAUCCGAAACCCAUGGGGGCAGGUCGAGUGGACAGGGGCGUGGAGUGACAAUUCAUCCGAAUGGAAUCAGAUUGAUCCGUCUGAUAGAGAGGAACUGAACUGCAAAAAAGAGGACGGAGAGUUCUGGAUGUCGUUUCAGGAGUUUAAGCGUCAGUUCUCGCGCUUGGAGAUCUGUAACCUGACACCGGAUGCGCUAAGUGAUGACAGUCUGAGUUUCUGGAACACCAUCAAGUUCGAAGGCAACUGGAGGAGAGGGAGCACAGCGGGAGGCUGCAGGAAUCAUCCCAACACGUUCUGGAUCAACCCGCAGUACAAGAUCACGCUGCUGGAAGAGGACGAUGAUCCCGAUGAUCCCGAGGUGGCGUGCAGCUUCCUGGUGGCGCUGAUGCAGAAGGACCGGCGGCGCUACCGUAAGCACGGCCAGGACAUGCACACCAUCGGCUUCGCCAUCUACGAGAUCCCAGACGAGUACCGCGGUUGCCAGGGCGUUCACCUGAAGAAGGAGUUUUUCCUUCGUAACCAGUCCUGUGCUCGUUCUGAGACCUUCAUCAACCUGCGGGAGGUGAGCACGCGACUCCGGCUGCCUCCGGGCGAAUACCUCAUCGUUCCCUCGACAUUCGAACCCGGGAAAGAAGCCGACUUCGUUCUCCGCGUGUUUACUGAGAAACAGUCCGAGACGGAAGAGAUGGACGAUGAGGUGUCGUUCACACUGGAUGAAGAGGAGGAGAUCACCGAGGAAGAUAUUGACUCCUCGUUCCGAAACAUGUUUGCUCAGCUUUCCGGUGAGGAUAUGGAGAUAUCAGUCCAUGAGCUGAGGACCAUCCUGAACAGAGUAGUGUCCAAACACCGGGAUCUGAAGACGGACGGCUUCAGUAUGGAGGCAUGCAGGUCUAUGGUGGCCCUCAUGGAUAAAGACGGAAGCGCCCGUCUGGGAAUCGUAGAGUUCCAGAUCCUGUGGAAUAAGAUCAGGAAGUGGCUGGGAAUUUUCCGGGAAUUUGACCUGGACAAAUCAGGAACCAUGAGCUCGUAUGAGAUGCGAUUGGCCUUGGAGUCUGCUGGGUUUAAGCUCAACAACAAGCUGAACCAAGUGCUGGUUGCGCGUUACGCCGACCAAGAGAUGAUCGACUUCGAUAACUUCAUCUGUUGCCUGGUCAAACUCGAGGCCAUGUUUAGAUCCUUUACGCAGAUUGACAAAGACGGCUCCGGGGUCGCCGAGCUUAACAUCUCGGAGUGGCUGUACCUGACCAUGUGCGGCUGAGUUUCCUGAACCAAGCUGCGUCGAGAAAAUUCAGACGAGAAUGAAGAUCCCUCUCGGAGCAUCGAUAAUCCUAGGAUGCAGGGAAAACAGUCGGCGCAGUUUAGUCUGCCUUAACCACUUCAAUGCUAACUAGACCCACCUCAGACACCUUAGUAAUGUUUAAUGACUAUGCAACAUGAAGAGCUUAGCCACCUAAACCUACAUGAUUUGCGUUGCACUACAUACACACAGCUGCAUGUAUAUUAAGAGCAAACAAAUCUUGCACCGUGCCUAAGUGCAUGUCACUAAUCUUAUUUCAUAGCCUUUGAUAACCUAGAAGAUAUUUUCUCUUAUUUGGACUUGUUAAAAGUAGACCACUGCAUAUCUAAUGCGUAUCUAGGCGUGUGCCGGUAACUGGUUAGACGAUACAUCAUAAUGUCCGGCCUGCACGAGAUUAUCAUUGGUCACAAUGUUUCUAUUUAUCCAAACUGAGAAGAAA
This is a messenger RNA of Pangasianodon hypophthalmus (striped catfish), 2773 nucleotides long. RefSeq names its product calpain 1, (mu/I) large subunit b (gene capn1b). The transcript is spliced from 23 exons. Gene Ontology annotation, cellular component: cytoplasm. The record is from RefSeq and is a predicted model, not a curated record. Bases 181 to 2295 code for a protein of 704 amino acids. Gene Ontology annotation, molecular function: calcium ion binding; calcium-dependent cysteine-type endopeptidase activity. Lineage: Eukaryota; Metazoa; Chordata; Actinopteri; Siluriformes; Pangasiidae. Gene Ontology annotation, biological process: proteolysis.